AUGAGCGCUCCCACAACGGUCGCUGGAGCCUUGCUGCUGUUUGACAUUCUACAGCAAGUGCCCGGUGAUCGCUACUCAAGUCCCAGCGAGGUCACCAAGUGGCUUCUGGCGGUAUCCCAGCCUUGGAGUGACCACGCCCUCGCUGUCUUCGUAGCCCACUUGUCCCAACGCCACCAGCCCCACCCUUGGAAUAAGAACACCGCUUUGCAGGCCCUUUUGCUCCGCCUCCCGAGUGAGGACUCGGCUGCUUCAGCAGCUGCAAUUUUUCAAGCUGCCACCCUCUCUCCUCCACCCCAGGACCGCCCUAAAUCUUUGCGCUCCUCCGAUUCACCGCCCUCCAUCGCCCACCUCGUCUUUCCGGCCACCAGCGAGCAGCAGGCUUUACCGGAUAAAGACAUGGUCGAUGGUGCAAGGCUGGGCUUGAGUGCCGCCGGCGUAACGCCCACGUCGCCGUGCCCUCAAUCCAAACCUGCACUCCAGGCGCACCAAGCACCCAGCGCGCUGGUACCGGAGCGGCACGUGGGCAUUCUACUCAAUGCGCUCAAGUAUCUGGAGCCUGGUAGCGAUGCCCUCAACCUGAUUGAUGCUUAUCUGGGUGCGCUGUUUGAUCGACACCCUCCCGACUACGUGCUUCAAGCGCUGGUGCAUGUGGCCCGCACUUUUCCAGAGCGCCACCUCCUGCAGGUCCUUGAAGUUUUGGUCUGCUAUCCCCAGCAAGUUCACCUGCUGCGGCCCAUGCUGCGUCGAGCCCAAGCGCUGCACAGCCUGACCGCAUGCAUUGCCACCAUUCUUUCGAUGGCUCCUCUCACCACCUACCGCAUUCUUCUGGACGUGAGCUGUCAGUGCCACCGCGAUCCACCGGCCUCGACUGCCACGGCGCCCCCCGGUGCCAACAACGCUUGA
Molecule: messenger RNA, 903 nt
Organism: Monosiga brevicollis MX1
Lineage: Eukaryota; Choanoflagellata; Craspedida; Salpingoecidae
Exons: 3
Coding region: 1-903 (300 amino acids)
Source: RefSeq, a predicted model, not a curated record